Messenger RNA from Daucus carota subsp. sativus, 971 nucleotides. RefSeq names its product germin-like protein subfamily 3 member 4. NCBI's taxonomy places the organism in Eukaryota, Viridiplantae, Streptophyta, Magnoliopsida, Apiales, Apiaceae. Gene Ontology annotation, molecular function: manganese ion binding. The record is from RefSeq and is a predicted model, not a curated record. The coding region runs from base 70 to 741 and encodes 223 amino acids. Gene Ontology annotation, cellular component: cell wall. The transcript has a single exon.
CUGAACACCCAACAUGGAAAACAAAACUAGAAACUGAUCUUGUGAUCUAAACUAUACCAAAGUGAUAUUAUGUUCAAAUUGUUGAUGUUCUGUCAUAUCGCCUUCAUACUAUGCCUCUGCGCAAAACUGUGCUUUGCAGGCGAUAGUGAUAACCUCCAAGAUAUAUGUCCAACAGGUACUUCCCCUAAACAAACCAUCUUCAUAAAUGGCUUUCCCUGCAAAAACCCGACAAACAUCACAGCUUCUGAUUUUAAAAGCUCAUUGCUAAAUCACAAAGGCGACACUGAUAAUUUUCUGCAGUCAUCAACUAAUAUUGUCACUGCCUCAGAAUAUCCUGGCCUUAACACCUUAGGGUUAUCUGUGGCUAGAAUUGACUUGGAUAUUGAUGGUCUUGUUAUGCCACACUCUCAUCCAAGGGCGUCAGAGAUAUUUUUUGUCAGCAAAGGUAUUGUUGUUGCUGGAUUUAUUGAUACAAACAAUCAGCUGUUCCAGGGGAUUCUUCGGGAAGGCGAUGUGUUUGUGAUCCCAAGGGGCUUGCUUCAUUACUACUUAAAUGGUGGUUUUGAGCCUGCUACUAUUAUUGCCGUGUUAAACAGUCAGAGUCCAGGAGUUGUGAGCAUUGCUGAUGCAAUGUUUACACCUAAUGAUUUAGAAGCCAUGGAAAGAAUUAAAAGGAGUGUAAUUUCAAAGUCUCUAUUGGACUUGGAUCAUGCUGAAAAUGCGAAUCUGUCUCAAAUUUAGCAGUUCUGAAGCUGGUUUUAUUUUGAUUCUGUUCCUGUUGACAUGAAAAGACUUGAUUGCUUUGAUUGAAUAGCAUAAAUAGUGGAUUGGGAAAUUUAUUUGUUUUUUGUGGAAUGAAGUUAUGUAAAUUGUGAAAAUCGAAGGCUGCUGCUGCUGUUGGACUGCAGGUCUGUUUGUUUGUUGGAGAAAUUGUUGCUAAUUACAUUUGUGAAUAUAAACUAUGUCGAACA